AUGUUCAAGUACUUAUUAUUGGCUGCACUCUUAUGUGUUGCUGUUACAUACGCUGCCACUAUUGAUGGUGUUGUCGUCGUCAAUGUUGGUAACAAUGCUAUCCGUAGCUACGCCGUCACCUCUGGUCUGAGCACAUUCACUGCCACUGGUAACUCUGUCUAUGGUUCGCUCACUGGAGGUGGACUUAAGGCUCACUCCGACUCUGUAUCCUUUGUCUUUAACGGAAAUGGCGCUUGCAAGUACGCCUUCACUCACACCAACCUCGACAUUAGCGGAGGCUCUGCUACUGGAGCCACUGGAGUCAGUGUUACCACUGGAGGCAGUGUCAACUUGGGCGUGUUCGCCUCUGUCUACUCACCAUUCUUGAUCAUCGAGUUCGAGGACACCAACGGCACUCCAGGCUUCCAGCAGGGAGACAAGAUCUUGGGCUGGGCCCGUUUGGACAAAUGGCUCGGAGGCUGGGACAUCCAGACCAAGAGCGCCCCAUACACCACCACCGCCAACAACCAGCAGUACAACUUCACUGUCACCCAGGUCACUGCCAUCUCCCCAGACACCGUCACCACUCUUCGCUUCGGAGUCACUGGUGCCCCAAUCACCUUCAACGGCACGGACCUCAGCUCAGACAUCACCAAGAUCGACGUUGAGAUCAAGAACUACUACGACGCCAACAUCAACAAGGCUUCACCACUGUGCACUGUCGGCGCACCAUACUUUGAGUGCCGUUCGACCGGUCCAUCUGGCAACGCCAACUCUCGCCUGGCCCUCGCCUCAUUCGUCGCCGUCGGUUCUGCUGAGCUGAACGUCCACGCUGGCGCCGUCGUCUCCAAGGGAGUCAACGGAGUGUCUGGUGUCUUUGACUGGGUCUCGACCGUCACUGUCAACGGAACCACCGCCACCGCCACCGUCCACGCCGACACCUACGACCUGAACAAGAACAACACCUACAACGUCCAGUUUGGAAUUGAGGGUCAGAGCACCGUCAGCGCCCAGCUCCUCGUCCACUCCUUCGACACUGUCCGUCCUGCUUCAAUCUACUGGGACCCAACCUUCGGAGGUCAAGCCGGCAACUUUGGAAGUGUCAUCGUCCCAUCCAUCGGACUCAUCCUUGCCCUCGUCUUUGCCUUGUUGCUUUAA
Acytostelium subglobosum LB1 is the source of this 1137-nucleotide messenger RNA. RefSeq lists its product as hypothetical. The coding region runs from base 1 to 1137 and encodes 378 amino acids. Lineage: Eukaryota; Evosea; Eumycetozoa; Acytosteliales; Acytosteliaceae. The transcript is spliced from 3 exons. The record is from RefSeq and is a predicted model, not a curated record.